Gamsiella multidivaricata is the source of this 1156-nucleotide messenger RNA. RefSeq names its product P-loop containing nucleoside triphosphate hydrolase protein. The record is from RefSeq and is a predicted model, not a curated record. The transcript has 5 exons. Gene Ontology annotation, biological process: vesicle transport along actin filament; actin filament organization. Gene Ontology annotation, cellular component: cytoplasm; actin cytoskeleton; myosin complex. Lineage: Eukaryota; Fungi; Mortierellomycota; Mortierellomycetes; Mortierellales; Mortierellaceae. Gene Ontology annotation, molecular function: ATP binding; microfilament motor activity; actin filament binding. The coding region runs from base 146 to 898 and encodes 250 amino acids.
UCAAAGCAACGAGGAUAACGAACGACCGAACGAACGAGCAAUCAGACGGACAGACAGACAGGCACACAGACGGACAGACAGACCUGCGGGCACGGAUCUCAUCAAGACUAUUGAGCAUACCAAUUAGCACUGGCAGUAAACCCUUAUGGAGGACCUAUUUGCUCCACGGUCCCCUGUCACUUAUCGCGGCGUGGUCGUCGACGCGGUCGCUCAGGCGGCAUUCAACGAGAAGAAGUGGGUCUGGGUCGAGGACAAGGAGGAGGGAUACAUUGCCGGAUGGAUCGCCAAGGAGGAAGGCGACCAGGUCCAGGUGCACCUGAAUAAUGGACUGGUCAAAACCGUUAACAUCAAUCUCACAGGCAAGAUGAACCCGCCAAAGUUCGACAAGGUUGAGGACAUGGCCGACCUCACCUACCUGAACGAGGCCUCCGUGGUUCAUAACCUGCGUCUGCGGUACCAUUCCAAUCUCAUUUAUACAUACUCCGGGCUGUUCUUGGUAGCAGUCAAUCCAUACCGCAAACUGGGAAUCUACACCGAUGAAGUCGUUGCCGCAUACAAACACAAGAAGAGGCACGAAAUGGCGCCCCAUAUCUUUGCGGUGACAGACUCUGCCUACCAUGAUAUGCUUCAAGACCGUGACAACCAGUCAAUUCUUAUCACGGGUGAAUCUGGCGCAGGCAAGACAGAGAACACAAAGAAGGUCAUCCAGUACCUCGCAUCCAUCGCCUCAGACAAGAACAACAAGAUCGGCAGACUGGAGCAACAGAUCCUGCAGGCGAAUCCCAUCCUGGAGUCCUUCGGAAAUGCGCAAACCAUCCGCAACAACAACUCGUCGCGUUUCGUAAGUCCUUUGGAAAUCAAAGGAGCCCCUGAAUCACAUUUGCAGUGCCAGGAAUAAGAAUUUGACCCAAUCACUGCAUUAUAUCAACACAGGGAAAGUUCAUUCGGAUCGAGUUCACGUCGGCCGGCCAUAUCGCAGGCGGCAACAUCGAGCGCUAUCUCUUUGAAAAGUCGCGUGUCACCUACCAGACGCCCCAGGAGCGAAACUACCAUAUCUUCUACCAGCUAAUGGCAGGAGCCCCUGCCGAUACCAAGAAAUCGCUCCUGCUCGACGGCACCUUAAAUGACUAUGGCUACGUCAAGAACUCGAACCAUA